This is a messenger RNA of Thecamonas trahens ATCC 50062, 4422 nucleotides long. RefSeq lists its product as uncharacterized. The record is from RefSeq and is a predicted model, not a curated record. The transcript has 3 exons. Gene Ontology annotation, molecular function: protein binding. Bases 1 to 4374 code for a protein of 1457 amino acids. Lineage: Eukaryota; Apusomonadida; Apusomonadidae.
AUGCAUACUGUGCGUCCUAUCUUGCUUUCGCUUGCCUUUGCGGUGGUUGUGGUCUACGCUGGGGGUGUGGUCUGGGUUGUCUCGUCCGGCGGCUCGACAUCGACGGCGUCCAAGGACAAGACCAAGAGCAAUCCUGUCACCUUUUCUGCCGGCCAUACCAUUGCCAAGGAGUGUGCAUCAGUGUCGACUCCAGUGACGCUGCGGAUUGAGCAGGGCCUGUACACUUUUUCUGCGCGGCUUCAGCUCGGCUCAUACAUCACGUACGAAGGCGGACUCAAGUAUGAUGGAGCUGGCGUGUGGCGCAAGUCAAACGCCCUGUUUACCACCACUCUGCAGCGGAUUGGCUCCACCACCUUUGAGCCCCCUGGCUCGCCGUCGGGCGAGGUCCGGGCGUACAUUGGUAUGGAAGCCAAUGGCAUCACCGGCUUCAAGCUCAUGGAUCUGGUUGUGGAGACCAAUGCAGCGCCGUUCAAAGGGGGCCGUGGCGUCUCCACCUACGGUAUCUACCUGCACAACGCCAACGCAUUCGCCAUCGUCCGCUGCUCUAUCCGUCCGGGCCAGGCGUCCAGCGGCGCUGGAGGCUCCAAGGGCAACAAGGGCGAAGACGGCAGCGAUGGGACCAAGGGCGGCAACGGCGACGACGACAACGACACAAACGAGGGCCCCGGUGGAAAGGGCGGAGCCGGUGGAGGUAGUGUCAAUGGUGGCAACGGUGGCUCUCUCAGUGGAUGCUGCAAAAAGGGCGCCGCCGGCGGUGGUGGUGGCACCAGCAGCAGCGUUCAUCUUGGGGGUGGAGGCGGCGGUGGUGGAUCAGGUGGCCAAGAAGAACAUCGCGGCGGGAACGGUGGUCGCGGUGGGCGGACCGGUGGUAACGGCGCGGUAGGCAACAAGUUCAAUGGUGAUCCAGGUAGUACUGGCUACAAGGGUACCGACGGCGCGCCAGGAUCGACCGGCGGCGCGCCGUAUCACGACUACAACUUCUGGGUCCCUGGCAGUCGCGGUGGGACUGGGAUCCGCGGGUACGGAGGCGGCGGUGGUGGAGGCGGUGCUGGUGGUAAGGGCCAGUACACCUCGGUCUGCUGUGAUGGCGCUGGAGCCGGCGGUGGCGGUGGUGGUGGUGGUGGCGCGGGUGGUUUUCCAGGCACCGGUGGCUACGGCGGCGGAUGCUCGUCUGCGGUGUACGUGACUAGCGGCGGCGCAGCGUCAAGCCUGACCGACUCGUACCUACUUGCCGGCUCGGCUGGCAGAGGCGGCGUUGCCGGUGACGGCGGCGAUGGUGGCAAUGGCGGUGGCGCCGGUGUUGGCGGCUUUGGAAACGCCGAAGUUGGUGGUGGUGGUGCCGGUGGUCCUGGUGGAAUCGGCGGUAAGGGUGGCAAUGGCGGUGCAGGCCGCGAUGGCCUGGCGGUCGACGUCUAUGACGCGCCGGCGCCGGUCUCACAGAACCAGGCGACGCGUUACAACUUUGCCAGCGAGCCGACGUUCACCAUGAGCGCCGACAUUCUGUGCGUCAACACACAGGUGACAAUCACCAAGACCGACACGAAUCCAUGGGUGUGGCCUUCAGGUGCGACCGUGGUGAGCGAGGAGCCUCUGACUGCAGUUGUCGCCUUUAACGACCGCGGCCGAUACUCGGUGCGGACGUCGGCGGUCGAGAUCCGCGAGUUUGUGCUCGUGGGCCUGACCUCGCCGGCGCACACUAUCAGCGUGGUCGGUGCAUCGGCGGAGGCCGCUGGUGUCCGGGUGGCGCCUGUUGAUGGCGUCAUCGCCCUCAACGUCACCACUCAGCCGUCGUUCACCAGCUACCAGUGGACGCUGAGUGGCGAGGCGUGCGCCGGUAGCCAUGCGGGAGCGGGCGUGAGCGGCAUCACGCUCUCGACUCCCGGCACCUGCCGGGUUCUGCUUCAGAUCGGGACGACCGAGUGCGGGACGCUCGCAACCGAGACCACUAUUGUUGUCACCAACAUCGAUCCGGUGGUGUCGACGACAACCUCGACAACGCCGCAGCAGUUGGAGGCCGGGGCUGCGUGGGCCUUUUCGGUGGUGACCAAGGAAAACGGUGGGACUGUGAUCGACAACCCGCUCGACAUCGUGGGGCUCUACGACAACUCACUGAGCCUUGACAGUGGGCCGAUCUCAAGACAAACCUACGUUGGCGCUGGCACCCACGACGUGGUGUACUCACUCACGGUACCGGGCGACUACGCGUACACGCUGCGCGUGAAUCUCAUGCCGCUUGCCGCCAACCCGUACGAGGUGACGAUUGUGCCUGGUCCGACGUAUGCGCCCAUGUCGGGUGCAUCCGGCGCCGGCUUGGUCGAGUCCAAGGUCGGCGAGACCGUCGAGUUUGUUGUUGUCGCCCGCGACGAGUACGGCAACCGCCGGCGAGCCGGUGGUGACAUUGUCCUUGCCUCCGUCUCCUCAGUCGACUCGCAAGUCCUCGUCUCGUGCACCGACAACAGCGACGGAUCGUACACCUGCGCGUACGCGACCCAGAUCGGCGGUUCGUACGUGCUCUCUGUACAGCUCAACUCUGUGGCUAUCGGCGGUUCGCCGUGGUCGUUCAAGGUGCUUGCCGUCUGCGACGUUGGCUACUUCGCGCAGACUGAGUACGGUCCGUGUCUGGCGUGUCCCCUAGAGGCGUACAGCGACGUGGUCAACACGCCCGAGUGCAAGGCCUGCCCGCCCCACACGUCGGCAACGCCGCUGGCCUCGUCGAUCUACAACUGCACCUGCUUGAAGGGUUACUUUCAGCCGGACCAGCUCUCGGGUCUCCCGUGUCUGCGCUGUCCCGAGGGUGGCAUCUGUCCCGGACGUCGAGAGCUGCCGUAUCCCAAGCCGGGCUACUUUCCGGGCCCGACUAACGGCUUUAUCUCGUGUGACCACAACCGGGCGGCGUGUGCCGGUGGCUCGCCGUUCCGAUGCACAACCGGAUACACCGGCCUGCUCUGUGGCGAGUGUGCACCCGGCUACUACAAGAUCGACAUUCAGUGCAAAAAGUGCGACGGCUUCCCGACCGAGCUUGCUCUGUUCUUCUUUGUGGUCUUUGGCCUCUUUGCCUGCGCCGCACCUGCGUGGUUCAACACCAAGACCGAGGUCUCGCACAAGUUCGUGGCCCUCGUCAUCGGCCUCAACGCGCUCCAGGUCGUCGCCAUCUACGGUGACAUCAACCUCGACUGGCCCGAGUACGCGCGGUCCAUCUUCGACAUUGUCUCGUUCCUCAACAUCAACCUCGACCUUGCCAAGCCUGAGUGCACCAUCAGCGCGUCGAACAUCUGGCUGGUCAAGUGGGCGGUCAUGAUGGCGAUGCCGGCCAUCGGUGUCGCUCUCUUUGGCAUCGUCUACCUGUGGAUGGUCUUCUACAUGGUCGUUGUCGAGCGGUGGGGCGAGUCGUUUGCCGCCAGCCACCCCGAGUGGAUGGUGGUCCCGAGCGAUGGUGCAAGCAGGGCAGCCCAGGCCAAGCAUCGGCUCGGGCGGUGCCUCACGGUCUCGGUCCUCAAGCACCGCGGCAUUGUGUCGACCAUCGGACGGGCGUACUUUCAGCUCAUUGCCCUUGUCUACCUCCCGCUCGUGGCCAUGACGCUCAAGUUCUUUGAGUGCGAAAAGGCGCGGAUGCACGGCGGCGCGCACGCCAUGGAGUUUGUGCUGAGCUACGGGUUCAUGAUCGGGCGGUACCGGACCCGGUUCUACCUCUUCGAGACCGCGAUCAUGGCCCGCAAGUUGGCGAUUGUGCUGAGUGUGGUGAGCGUCCAGAACCCGCUGCUGAAGGCGUCGAUUGUUAUGCUGCUGCUCUCCGGCAUUGCAGUCCACUCGUCAUACAUCCAGCCGUACGUCUCGACCUUCCACAACCGGCUCGAGUCGUGGAUGCUCUGCAUGGCCAUUCUCGCGCUGUGGGGUGGGACUGUGACGUACUCGUCGGGCCUCUCGCAGGCUGCCAUCAUCACCGGCCUCUCACUGCUCCUCAUCUCGAUCAUGCUCGGGGUCCUGUUCGACUUUUACCGCCUCCGCAAAAAAGAGGCGGCGCAGUCGGAGGCGGUGAAUUUCGAGCAGGCGACGACUUCGAACGCGAUGCAGCAGGACCAAGACGAUGCCGCUGUCGGUGGGCUGAUGGAGGGCUACCAGUCGAGUGAUAUCUCAAGCCUCGCCUACGCGAAUCCAGCCUUCCAGGAUGGGACCGGUGAGGAUGCGGCGGUCAUCGCCACAAUGUGCGAGAGGCCAGAGAACAGCUCAAUGACUUGUGUCUCGACUGACGACUCAUUCAACUCGCUCACCGUGGCCGGCGCCCCCGCCGUCGCCACCAUCACCGACUCUCCCAUCCCGAUGCCCCCUGCCGUGCCCAAGGAUGGCCCGUCGCGGCCUGCCUUGUCCUCCAUGUAGGUCGAUGAGGCGUAGUGGCCGCUGAUUGAACACCCCGCCAUCCAUGCG